AUGGACAACAAGGAGGCUGUGGCAGAGGAGGUAAAAAGACAGGUACGGCUUGCACUAGAAGAGCGAGAGAACACAACGAAGAAGCUUGAAGAGGAGAAUCAGAACAGUGACAAUGAAGUCGGGGAAGGGUUGAACCUGGCUGGUGCUCUGGGGUACAUGGAGGGCAAGUUGGUUCGAAAUAUAUUCGGGCUCCCCAUGGACUUCCAGUGCAACCUCAGGUACAUGGAGGGCAAGGAGGCUCGGAAUAUGUUCGGGCUCCAGAUGGACUUCCAGUGCAAUCUCAGGUCGCUUGAUGGAGUUGGGCAACAGAAUCCACCUGUGCCGAGUGCGGGUGUCUAUAGUGCACAGACCGGAGGCAAUCUUGGAGAGCGUGACGUCGGUCAAGUGGACAGUCAUAAGUCUGUUCCGGAGCCGUUCGGUGUCGACUCUAGGACUGGAGGAACUUCGUCUAUUCAAGGUGGAGACGAGCAGAACCAGACCAAGGUCGUGAAUGAUGAGGACGCUAUGGUAGGACACCUGCACUUGUUGGUGCAGGGCAUCAGGCAGCUCCAGCAGCUGCAAAUUUCCAAGAAGGACACUCCAGAGACGGAGACGAUGAAGGGCAACAUUGAGCUACCCCCCAUGCCGGAGCUCGGAGAUGCGGCGGUGGAAACCAAUGAUUGGCUCUACGUGGCGGAGCAGAUGCUUGGAGCACUUACGGACAGUGCGAGUACGUGGCUCAGUGAGAGCCUUCGAUGCGCAAGAGAGGCCUACGAUCGUUACCAGCGGGCCUCGGCGAUGGAUAGGGUGACCAUCGUGCCAGUGCUCACGGAGACCCUGCGGGACAAGAAGUGGGACAGGUUGGAACGCCGGGUCUUAACCCUGCUAUUUGGGGCCAUGCCUCGAGGUGUGAAGGAAGACACGAUCACCCACAAAGUUGAGAACGUGACGUCGGUCUUCUACAGACUGCAUGUUCUAUAUCAGCCGGGCGGAACGGCUGAAAGGACAGCCAUUCUUGACAUUCUUGGACGCCUUGGUGGCUCUAGUGGCACAGAUGAGCCAGCUGAAGUGGUUGCUAGACUACGAAAAUGGAGGAGGUACCUGGCCAGGGCAGACGAGAUGGGCAUUAUGGCUCCGGACGCUAGCAUUUUGUUGAAAGGGUUAGAUCUCACUCUACAGAAAGUCUUCGAAAAGUUCCCGGAGGUGAAGUUCAGGUUGGAUUUAGCCCGGAAUGAUUUGAGGUUGUCGUCAGCACCGACACAGGAGUCCGUCCUCAAGUACUACCAGCACGCCCUCGCCGAACUUCAGCAGGUCAACCUCAACAUCCACUACAACCUCGAGUGCCCCAGCGAGUUCGUCACUUGCCAGAGCCCAACCUUUGGAGGCCGAACCACGUGCUACUACUGGAACAGCAGAGGACAAGAACGACGGUGGAACAAUGGCAUCUACUACCAGCGGGACUUCUACCACUACAAGCGACGAAGCCGCAGCACAUCGAAAAGAGAUGAGGUUAAUGGCGUGAACUCGUCAAGGGAAGACCUCGAGCUCUUCUUCCUUGCGGCGGGAGCUGUGUCGGUUGAACUCGCCGACGGGCAGAAAAUCGAUCUUCUUCAGACAAAGACAGGCACCCUCCUCAACGACCGUGCCCCGGACCAGUCGCCGAUUGUCCCGUUGGGAAGCUUGGUGCAGCAGUUAGGCUGCACAGUGAGUUGGUCGCGACGACAAGGCCUAAAGGUCAACCACCCAAUACACAGGGACAUUACAGUGAGGAUACACGGGAACUGUCCGAUGAUCGACGAGUUGCAGGCAUUGAAGCUCAUCUCUGAGAUAGAGGAGAGGAACCUUGCUCAACUUCGUGAGGCCACUGCUAAAGGCCUUUGGAAUCAGCUGGCACCUACAAGUUUGACGUGGGAGACCAAUCUGGACAAUUACGUUGCGACUGGAAGGAAGUCGCAAGCUCGGUCGGCCAUGAUAGAUCCGGUUUUCCCUUUGAUGCUGAGUACGGCCUCCGACAGGUUCUCGUUUGCUGGACCCACCGACUUAGACUUGAGUGACGAGACCGACCUGAAGGCCUUUCCCGUGAAUAGAAGGACCAGAUUGUAUCAAACCAGAUGGAUUGUCCAUCUUUAUGAUGGCAAGAACCAGAUGGCAGUAACUACCUUGAGGCAGUUGGAGUCUGAGACGAUUACAGUGCUGGAGAUUGAUCUACAGCGCUCAAAAAUCUUCAAUAUGAAGGGCUGGAACAACGUGAUGUGGGCCCUCUUGUGGGCGGCUUGCAGAAGACAGAUUGAAGGAGUUGUCGGAGGACCACCUCGUGAUGAUCAGGACGAGCUGAAGAAGAAAUUGAUGUAUUUGUGGAUGGUAGCCGAGAAAGGAGCGAAGAAGGAUGGCCUGCGCAAACCCUUUGUGUUCAUGGAGCUCCCUGAGAGCAACAGCUGGUGGACAACCGAGGAGUGGAAAGAGCUCAAGGAUGAGUACCAACUAUUCAAUGUCAAGGCCCUCGUGAAUGAAAUUACAGAGGCGAUUGGACAAUGGUUCAAGCAUCCAGAUCAGUUCCGAAUGGCCCAAACCAAGGGCGUCGAUACCGAUGGCAAGUACCGCUAUGCUUUGGUGGGUUCUUAUUAUUUACCGAAGGUUGAGGGUUACAAGGAUAUGGACAUACCAGAGGACACUGAGGAUAUUGGUGCUGAUGUUGCUGAGAUUAUGGAUGAAGAAAAAGAUCGUCAGAACGAAGACUACAAGAAAUUUUACAAAGAGAGGUCCUAUUUGAUGCUGGAGGCCUACCACGAGAAUAUUGGUUCCUAUGACUUGGAUCCUAGAUAUGAGGAUGGGACUUUCGUGACGAGCUGUCACGUGAGACCAGGUUUGGUGGAGUCGGAUGCCAUUAUGGACGCAGAGCCCGUGGAAGUUGAACUACCAGUUCCAAGCAAGAGACUUAGAGAGAAGAUUCAUUUGGCAGCCCUCCACGACCGCUACAACGAGGUUGAAGCCUACGCCCGGGAAUUGAUAGAUACAGAGUCUUAUCAUGAGGAAGAUGUCCUCAGCCUGUGGACAAUGCUGAAAGAGCUGCCAAGGCCGAGGAGGAGAGGUUUGAAGAUGACAGACAUCGGGUUAAAGGCGGAGUCCUUCUACCCCGGUAGCUAUGUCUAUGAAGGAGUUUGCGUAGUCAUGAAGAUGACCCGGAGAUUGCCGAGCACUACAAUGUAUUUGGUAAAGGCUGCCAAAGAGCUCACGGGCAAGAGUGAGUUCGGUUGCGUAGCUAUUAUGGAGAAUAUUGGGAUGAAGGCCCAUAAGGACAGCCACAACGACCACUCGACCUGGAAUUCCAUCACAGCCCUCACGAACUUUGAAGAAGGUUCUCCUCAUACUUUGGAGAAAGGAAGAACUGGGAGCUUUCCACCGGGGCAAUGGCACAGCACUAAGCCUUGGAAUGGGCAGCGCGUUGUGCUGCUUACCUACAUAUCCCGACUUAGCCAUAUGGCCCCUGAGAGUGCCAAUGAGCUGAAGAACCUGGGGUUCAACCUGUCUAUGUUGUUAUCGAACCCUACCUCGGGUACGACCCCUACGCUCAAGGCAACACAUGUAGAAGAGAACCCAGAGGGGUCCAUGUUGGAUCCUCCUGGAGACGAGAUUGAGGAGGAGGAUGAGAAAGAUGAGUGGGCUUCGUCGGUGUCUCAUUUGAUCGAGGACCAGCAGGAUCUAAUUAAUGAGCUACAAGACAGAGCACUUACCCUUCGACGACUAUUGGAAGAAGAAGAGAUGUUGCUGGAAGAGUACCGAAAAAAGGGACACCAAAUGAAUGACGAAUCGGACCAUGCGCACCAGAUGUUGGUUGACAUGAUCGAGCAGACGGGCGACACCAUGAAGCAGUUGGAGGAUGUUCAAGAGCACAAGUGGCUAAAGACGGCGAUGCCAGCUCAAGAAGGGGAGGCAUUGGAGGUGAAGCGCAACCUACCUCUUUGGGUCCCGGCGAUCGACAAGGAGCUCUCCGCCCUCUUCAAGGACGGCGAGAACGGGUACUCCAUUAUCCCGGCCAAGACUUUGAUCCUUGCUGGACUAGCUUCCAGUGAGGAAGCAUGGGAAGUGCAGCGAGCCCUUUAUGUGCUACGGGAAAGUCCAGCGGUAUGGAGCGAGCUUGUUCUCAAGCCUUCCGUUGUUGAUCCCGAAGUGUGGAUGAUUAUCUACAAGGUCGAUGGCGAGCAGGACACGUUUGUGGGAGUCCUUGUUACCUACGUCGACGACUUGCUCUACCUCGCCGAGCCCACCGUGAUCACUACCGUGCAUUCAUGGCUAGGUGAAGAAUGGCCGAGCGCUCCCUUGGAAUGGACCAAGGAAGACACCAAGUACCUUGGUUGGGAGAUCUUGGAGAAGGAAGAAGGCUUCUUUUUGAUUUCACAGCGUGGCUACCUGGAGAAUUUGAUGAGAAGCUAUGAUCUAGAGCCUGGAUCCUAUGUCCGCCUACCAUGCCCUCGAGAGUGGUUGGUCAAUGAGGAUGGCCCGGCCGAAGACGAGCAGUACACUGAGUCGGAGCUGAAGAAAGCUCAGAAGCUUACGGGAGAACUUCUCUGGGUAACUCGUUCGAGACCAGAUAUCCUGUUCGUGACUUCGAUGAUGGCAUCAGCGCUUUCGAAACGACCAUACCACGUGUACCGGGUGGAUUUGAAGGUUAUGGCGUAUUUGGCCUCAAUUUUGGAGGUGCAGCUACAACUUGGAGGUGAAGGGUUGGGUCUUACGGGUUAUAGCGACGCAUCGUUUGCACCUUUUGAUAGAAGAUCGUACGGCGCUUCAGUAAUUGCCCUGAAUGGUUCAGUGGUGAACUGGAGGCCACCCUACUUCUGCAAGGAAUUGCAGCGUUGGUACAGGCUGUCAAAAAUCGUGGAGAACAAAGCAUUUAAAGGUGAGGAGAGAAUGAAUGAACUCAUGUUCCUGCGGGGCUUCAUUGGCCUUUUGAAGAUGAGCGACGCCUACGGCGACUACGUGAAGUUGUAA
Symbiodinium necroappetens is the source of this 4968-nucleotide messenger RNA. Lineage: Eukaryota; Dinophyceae; Suessiales; Symbiodiniaceae. The record is from the annotation of a GenBank genome assembly.